This is a messenger RNA of Melanotaenia boesemani (Boeseman's rainbowfish), 9385 nucleotides long. It is a transcript of the gene nova1, whose product is annotated as NOVA alternative splicing regulator 1. Gene Ontology annotation, molecular function: mRNA binding. The record is from RefSeq and is a predicted model, not a curated record. Bases 1037 to 2545 code for a protein of 502 amino acids. NCBI's taxonomy places the organism in Eukaryota, Metazoa, Chordata, Actinopteri, Atheriniformes, Melanotaeniidae. Gene Ontology annotation, biological process: regulation of alternative mRNA splicing, via spliceosome; mRNA splicing, via spliceosome. The transcript has 4 exons. Gene Ontology annotation, cellular component: cytoplasm; nucleus.
AGGACACAGAAGGAAUGCAGUAUUCUGUGUUUCAUGGAGACAUGGCUGCAGGAACACAUCCAGGACUGUUUAUAUGCUGAUUCUUCAGCAGAUGGUAGAAAUCUAAAAAGGUGGCGUGUUAUUUUCUGGUCCAUCAUUGUAAUUCCCCCAUAGAACAUCAGUAAAUCAUUUUCAUCUAAUUUCAAAUAAACAUGGAAAAACAAAAAGCCUAAUAAUGAGUUUAUUUAAACGAUAUGCUGAUGAUGUAGACAAUGUUAAAUAUGUAGUUAUUUGUAGAAAAUAAAGCCAUUCGGGCUUCUGCGUGUUUGUCAGGCGCUGCAGGGAGUAAAGAAAACAUUUCUUUCAAAGUGGACCGCAAAGGAAAUUAUUGGAACAUCUUGUAAAAGAAUGGCUCCAGAUUUUAACAAAAACGACCAAAAAAAAUUAGAUUUGAUAUUUCGAUAAUUUAACUUCAGAAAAUGUGAAAUAAAAUUUGGGGGGGGGGUCACAAAAAUGCCUAUUUAUAGGCAUGGUUAAAAGAAGAAACGCAACAAAUGAAUCAGGACCUCUCUAUUGUUGGUCCCGUGGUUUGGCCGGUCAGUGGCACUGUGGUCCUCUCUGGAGCCCCAAACUAUUUUCACCCCCUUCUGCACACAAAGGCGACAAUAAUAACAGCUGCACUCAUCGCACCGGACUUAACGCGGAAAGAUGGCGUGAAGAUAAGUUAGGGAAGCCUGUUCUCGGCGUGUUGCCCCUGCGAGGCAGAUCUGCUCACCGCGCGCUGCCUCUUUAUUUGUUUCUGCGCGUCAACAACAGCCGCAUGGUGCUGGAGAGGUAGAGCGCUUUUCUCUCAAUGGGCUUUUAUAUUUAGUUCCGUGAGACAGCAGCAGCGGAGAGAGGAGACCCUGCUCCCCGGUGUUGUCUAACCAUUUGAUCCCUGAGACCGUCCUCAGAGCCCAGAACUCGCGGUACUGGUUUCCAGGCUAUGUGGUGGUGAAGGCGCUGCGGGUGGUUUCUGUGUCAGAGAAGAGGCGCAAAUUUAUCUCCGGCGGAAAAAAUGAUGAUGGCCGGUGGUGGUGGCGGAGCAGCCGUGGACCUUAACGGGAUGUACUCCAAUCCUGACCUCCACAGCCUGCAGCAGGCCCACAUGGAGACUGAUAACCCGGACUCCCGCAAGAGACCACUGGAAACUCCGGCAGAAGAGGCCGGCUGUACCAAACGCACCAACACUGGAGAGGAGGGUGAGUACUUCCUGAAGGUGCUGAUCCCCAGCUAUGCAGCCGGCUCUAUAAUUGGUAAGGGUGGCCAGACCAUCGUACAACUGCAGAAAGAGACGGGUGCCACCAUUAAGCUGUCCAAAUCCAAAGACUUUUACCCAGGAACAACAGAAAGAGUCUGUCUGAUACAGGGUACUGUCGAAGCCCUCAAUGGUGUCCACAACUUCAUCGCGGAGAAAGUACGCGAGAUGCCCCAGAGCGCCCAGAAACCAGAACCAGUCAGCAUACUGCAGCCACAAACCACGGUGAACCCGGAUCGCGUCAAACAGGCCAAACUGAUCGUGCCCAAUAGCACAGCAGGGCUGAUCAUUGGCAAAGGUGGAGCCACAGUGAAAGCAGUGAUGGAGCAGUCAGGGGCUUGGGUGCAGCUCUCCCAGAAGCCAGAAGGCAUCAACCUGCAGGAGCGAGUGGUAACCAUCAGCGGGGAACCUGAACAGAACCGUAAGGCUGUGGAAAUCAUAGUGCAGAAAAUCCAGGAGGACCCUCAGAGCAGCAGCUGCCUCAAUAUUAGCUAUUCCAAUGUCUCUGGCCCAGUGGCCAACUCCAACCCCACGGGCUCACCCUACGCCAAUACAGCUGAGGUGCUGCCCAACGCGGCUGCAGCAGCUGCCACUGCCUCCAGCCUUCUGGGUCAGGCUGGACUGACAGGAAUGGGUGCCUUCCCUGCCGCCAUGUCCAGUUUCUCUGGCAAUGAUCUGCUCGCCAUCACCUCAGCUCUAAAUACGCUGGCCAGCUACGGUUACAACACUAACACCCUUGGCCUGGGUCUCAACCCUGCAGCUGCCUCCGGAGUCCUCGCUGCAGUUGCAGCUAGUGCUAACCCAGCUGCUGCUGCUGCAGCUAACCUAUUAGCCUCCUAUGCUAACGAUGCCUCCAGCAGUGCUGGCCACCCUGCUACAGGCCUCGGUGGGUUCUCCCUCGGUUCACUAGCAGCUGCUACUGGGGCUUCCAAUGGUUACCUAAAUGCUUCAUCUCCAUUGAUGGCCUCAUCCCUCUUGGCAACAGAGAAGCUGGCAGAUGGGGCCAAGGACGUGGUUGAAAUUGCUGUACCCGAGAAUCUGGUGGGCGCCAUUUUGGGGAAAGGAGGGAAAACGCUGGUAGAGUACCAGGAGCUGACAGGAGCCCGCAUCCAGAUCUCCAAAAAAGGAGAAUUCAUUCCUGGUACUCGGAACCGUAAAGUUACCAUAACAGGGUCGCCAGCCGCUACACAAGCAGCGCAGUAUCUGAUCAGCCAGCGGAUCACUUACGAGCAGGGCGUGCGCGCUACCAACCCACAAAAGGUGGGCUAAAACGAAAAAGAAGGGAAAAGAAGGAAAGGAUGAAGACAGAAAUAGAAGGAAAUUGAAAGAGUCCUAAUGAGUAGAAAAAAAAGUCCAAAUAUCUGUUCAAUAUUUCAGUAUCAAAUGAGAGAAUAACAAAGGAGGAGGUGGGGGAGACAGUCAAGAUAAGUGUGUGUGAUAUGUGAGUGUGUUUUUAGGACUGAUGUCCUGAUGUUUUUUAAAAGUUUGUGUCAAGUCUUUUUGACAAUGGUGAUCAGAGUAAGCUGAACUGGUCCACUGCCAAGUUGCAGAUUCAAGAGUGAGGCCGCAGGGUUUCACCCUCCUCCAAAACCUCAUUACUGAUUUCUUUCACUUCUGUUUUUUCUUUGGUUUUCUUGGUUUUAGUUUCAGUUUUACGCCUCAGCUCCCGGUGAGCUGGAGGUGUCAGGUGAAGAUCCAGCCAGCCAACAGGGCUGUUUUACAAACCUUGCUCUUUGCGUACAAUGCAGCAGGCAUUGUUAACAAGGGAGAGGUUUUGCGUCAAGCACCUGAGCUCAUCUCAGUUGGUCGGGAAGCAAUCUGAGUAUAAUUUCAUUUAAAGACAAAAAAUGGGAAGAAAAAAAAGCAUAUCUAUGUUGACGUAUGUCAAAUUCUGGCUCAUAUCAUAAUUGAAGUUUCGAAAUUUGGAUAUUUUAUACUUUCAUCCUUUAUUUAUUGACACAGUCUCAUUCAAACACAAAUAGAUUAUUUAAACCUGUGAAUGCAGGUUGAUCUGAAUGUAAAAACAAUAUUAGCCUAUUGCUAUUUUUUAUUUACAGGGAUCAAAUAUUGUGUUGCAGUGAAAGAAAUGUAGAACUCAAACCCAGUCUGAACUUCACUGUUGCUGUCUGCAAGUACAGUUCAGGGGUUAAAUAAUCAAUGUGAGAGGAUAGAGGAGACACACAGGAAUGUAUGAAUAUAUUUUACAUGAACACACAUAGAUACGCUCCCAUAAGCGCACAAACACUGAGACAUAUUUGCAUAUUCAGUCACAGCUACAAACACAAAGAAAUACGUUGUCUAACCCUUUCUUGGUGCUAUAUGAUUAGGUUUAUAUCUCCUUUGACAUGAAAUCAGAAUCUCUCCAGCGACUUCACUUCUUACUUGAUUUAAAGUAGCUGACGUGUCAACCGGUCUUUCUUAGCCUGCUGGAUCUGACCCAGCCUCUCACCUAAUGACAAAUGAUUUCAGCGUUUCGUGAUGAAAAGCAAUCCACACAGAAUUCAAGUCCAUUUUCAUUCCCAGUGCGAUCCUUUUAUUUUAUUUCUUGUUUUUUCCUGAUAAAAACUGGACAUCCUGUAAUAAACAUCACCUGACAUCAUUUUUGCCUUAUUAGCCAGACAUCUGGAACUCCCAAUGCUUAACUUCAGGCUCAGCCUACCUUGAAGCAGUGUCGAAAUAGUUCAGUUCACAAAGCACUACAAAAGCAUUUUGAUAAGAAAAGCUGUAUGAACCAAUAUCUGUGAAUAAAGAAACUAUCGCCUUUACAUUAAGGUUACCAAAUAGUCAAGAGACAUAUACUAAUGAUGAAAGGGGAAUAGAAUGACACUUGAAAAGAAGGUUUGGAGUCACUUUUCUGUGAGCCGUUCUUCCCAAUUUGCAUAAAAAAGGGCGAUUCUGCAGCUCGUCCAGGCAGGUUGAUACUCUUCCCCAAACCACGUUCAAGCUCAAAGCGUGUAAUAAAGCAUAAAAUGUUUUGGCAUGUUGUUUUUUAUAGGUAAUUGUCUAAUGCAGGCAGAAUAAAUGUCUAGAGCAUUUCCAAGCACUCAAAGAUUAGCUUGCCUCCCCUCUGUGCUGCUAUCCAUAGCGUUCAUCCUGAGUACACUGGGUCUCUAAGACUGCACUGUGAGACAUUUAGAUCACAAUGUAAAGCUUGUCUGUCCCGUUGGGGAUGAGUAUUCUUUAAUGUGCCAUCCAUGUCGCAUACACAGAACCUAUCAAUACUGACAGAGGGGAUAUCUCCACUAGAGCAUUUACACUGCAGCAUCUUGUGAUGUUCAUGUUUAAUCUCUGAAAUUUGAGAAUAUUUUUCAGAUCAGUUCUCAUCUUUGCCCCAUGUCACAUCUCUAGUUGUCCCCCAUCAACCCAAGCUCUAUGAUCAGCUUCGUUAAAGCAAAGCUGUGAGGGUUGGUGCUGAGCAGCGCCCAACAGAAUCAGAAACACUCACGAUUUUUAAGGGAAAUUGAACGAACAGCCAUUUUCAUUUUCAUGAUUCACGUUUCAAAAUUCAUAUAAAGUGUUCAAACAGCUGCUUGUGUCUGAACAUUACGGCUGGCGACUGCAGCCAUCAGCCUUUCCUCCGAGCUGAAAUCUCUCCUCUCACUAUGUGUUUGGAAGGCUUCGCAAUCACCCAUAACUUCCAAUCUGGCCACCAGUGAAAUCAUAGCGUAAGAUAACCUUUUACUGCCCAGUAUUUUAGCAUAUAAUGAGAUACAAGCACAAAACAAAGGGAUGUUUAUCAAUGCAACUGGACUGCUUGACUCCAGAGAGCUCUCCCUUCAAAGCUCUCUGGUUGAUUCGUUGUGCCAAAUACUGUUUCUCUCUGCCCCUCAUUAACUUUCCUCUUUCUCUCAACAUUUUAUUCCCCUGCAUGCUCUCUCUGUUCUGGGAUUCCUUCUGUGUCCUAAUCCCUGUCCAUGCUUCUUCUUACACUGUGCUCUCCCCCUCUUUCUCCUUCCUCCUGUCUUGUCUCAUGGGCGGUGUGUUGGAUGUGCCGUGGGUGGGAGUUAUGCACUAUAGGUCAUAGGGGUACGAAAAUAUUUUCCCAGGCCGCAGAGGUCACAAAGGCUAAAAUGCACAGAAAAACACCUGCCUCCAAAACUGUGACACCCACCAAGACCAACCAGCAACGUUAGCUCAAAAAUUUCCCUCUAGAACAAGUAGAAAAAGAACAAGUAGGAUUUAGACUGGUUUAGCCUUUUUAAAUGAAGAGAAAGUCUGUUUUUUUUUUUUUUUUUUGUGGUUCCUUCUUUUAAAAGAGGGCAAAUCUUGGUUUAAAGAAUAUACAUAUUAUGGCUGAGCUCAAGUUUCGGCCUCUAAAUGACGCACGGCUCGGACAGAUUGCAUAAGAUUGCGAGAGAGAAACGUGGGAACUUGUUUGUGACCUCAAGCCGAAACAACGACAUCCUUUAUGCAUAUCCUGUUAUCUGAAAAUGACUAGAAAUCAUUUCUGUGGAAUACAAUAUGUCAUGUCAUAUGAUCUAUAUGUACUUUAUUGUAGCUAUUCUAGUUUGUAGUCCAAAUGCAGUCCAGCGUUGUCGAUACAAUGUGAAACUAUGUUAUACUUGUGUGGAUGAUGAGAGUGCCAACUAAGCCUGAUUAAGAUUAGCUUCGCGAUUUGUUUGUGCAUUAUGAUGACUCAUCAUCAGCCGGUGGUGUCCAUAUUUCUGUCAUUGAUAAUUUAGUUUGACAGUAAGAAAAUGUAAAGAAUAUUGGAAGCAAUAUAGUAGCAUGUUGUCCUGUUUUGUGUUUUAUGUCUGUUGUAUGAACCUUUGAAAUUACUAAGAUUUUGAAUGAAUAGGUUUACAUGUACUUUUUGUAAGUUAUGAAAAUGCUGCUAUUUGAUAAGUAAACUAUACAAAAUAUUUUAGUUGAAAAGAUGUCUGGUCUGUUGAUUAGAGACAUGCUCUUAAAGGAUGGAGCAUAAAACGAGGUGUAUAGAAUACUAUACAGUAUUGGUAAGCUAGUAAAAGUAAUAAUAGACUCCAUAGUACGACCUGUGCCAAACUAGACCUCCGCAGCUUCUGAAAUUGUAGAUGUGCGAUCAAAUGUUAGAUAUCAAUAACUUGUUUAGAAGUGCUGAUCAAGUGCCAAUCAAACAUUGUCUUUUAAGUUAAGAAAAGAUAAUCAAAUACAUUACUUAAGAAAACAAAGGACAAAGAACUUUUUGUGCAUUGUUUUAUCCCAUAGGUACAUAGAGUAAGAGUUAAUGAUUGUGAUUUUUAUGGAUCCUUGUUGUUUUACACUCCAUGCAUCCCUUGUGUGUUCGUUUGACCUGUGGCUUAAGUACUGCUGUUUUCUCACAGAUGUCUCUAUAGGCCAGCAUGGACUAAGCAUAACAUGUUAUAAGCAUUCAUAACAUAGCCAUUAACAAUCAAAAAUGUGUUUGUGGAGUUAGGUGUUAUCUUUUUGCACGUCUUCUAUUGCAUGGUAUCAAAGUAAAUUAUGGAGGAAAAAAAGUUAUAAAAAUUUGCGAGGUGUCUCGCAGCAUUCAAGGACAUAACACUGCAUGCGGUCAGAUGUAAAGCUCCUAAGUUUACUCGCCUCAUGUUAAAAAUGUUGGAUUCUUUGCGUUUUUUUCUCUUGUUUUUUUUUCUUUUUUUGUGAGUUGGGAGGAAGCUCAUUAUUGUCAUGUUGGCCCGAAAAAAAAAAAAAAAAAAAAAAAACCAUAAAAAAGACACAGACGCGUACGAACACACACCUGAGAUCAAAAUUUGUCAUCGGCACAGUUCAUCUCUCGAGCCACCAUCAGACAAGAUUCGCAGUGUUUUUACAGCGAGGAGUUUAACAAAUGUGAACGAAGUAAAUGUGAAAAUGUUGUGCGUUGGCUCCUUGUGUGUUUUAGGAUAUCAUGCAUUUCUUUUAUAGGCAGGUUGAACCUCACCUAACCUGUCACAUAAUAUUUUCUACGUUGCAGCUUGAAAGCCCAGAUCUAAUCUAUGAAUGUACCCAUUUCCCUUUUUUCUUUUUCUCUGUCAAAUGUUUAUCUGUCUUUAAUGUAAAUUCAGGGCAGGAAUGUCAAAUACAUGUAGAGUUAAUAUCUAUGUCACUAACAUACUUCAGCUAUAGUCAGGUAGGCCUCCCACGGCCAGAGUCAUGAACCAGAUAUGUUAACACAACUUCCGAUUUGCUGUCAACAUUAUCUUGUUUGUUUGGUGUUGCAUAAAUGCACUUUACCGAUCAGUGGGUCAUAAUGGGUGUGAAAUGAAGCAAACCGUGUUGGCUUUCCGCAGCUGAUUUCUUCUGAUUUUAUUACCAUCCUUUACUGUUGUUCUGAUGUUACUUGUAUUUAUUUAUUCCCUGAACCUGUUGGGUCUGAAGAAUGGUGGAAAGGGCUGGAGUCUCAGAUAAAACAAGAAAAAGUAGCAUCUGUUUCCCCUCUCAAAGGGUUCUCCGUCACAUUCCCUGCAGCAGAGGUCUGUGUCAGUCACUGAGUGGUCUGUUGUGAAGCCGCGAUGGAUCUGUACCCCUUUGCCAAUGUUGUUUUGAAAUGAGAAAUUGUAAAUUGUUUGUAUUUUGCCAGCAAACUGGGAUUUAAGCACUGAGGGAUGAAGGGUAAAGUCUGGCUGAUGUUACAAUUGGACAUGAAAGACGUGAUCGGCACCAGCAAAUUGAAGAAUGCCUCAGCCACCUCGUCACGAGGAAACCUCUGAACGAAGACGGCUUGGUUUCCUACACCAUGUGUUUAAAACCCCUUGUCUUUGCAGUUACUCCCACCCAAAUGCCAGAGGAUCAUUCCAAAAGUUGUCAUGUUUGUUUUGAUUUUCACUCCUGGACAUUCAUCCACCACCACGGAGCCCUUUCACCUGAAGGACUGGUUUGAAACGCUACAAACUGGCUGAGGCUGCUCGCUCCUCUUUUUAAACCAAUUCUACCUGAGUCUCACUCUCUCAGCCUACACAAUAUCACAGUUUGUGUUUCACUACAGCGAGCGCCUGCUACUGUGUCCUCCCUUUAAACGGGUUAAGGUUUUUCUCGGCCCCUUUCGUCUGGGAAAUUACGGGAUUGUUUGCCAACCACAUGAGGCCAUUUUCUUGUUUUUUAUGUCUGUGACUCUCUGAACCUCCCAUGAACUUUGUUGACCUUCUUCAUCUCUGAGAACUCAUACAUGUGUUGGAGAUUCUACUGUCAAACUCUGGAAGACUGUUCUUUUGUUUUCUGGUUUUCUGGACUAUCCUGCAAGGUUGAACGCCUGCGUUAAAGUGUACACUGAGGAAAGCAUGCCAGUACCUUGCAAAUAUUUUCAUGUUGUGUUCGUUCUUGGUUUGGUUUUAUGUUGUUUAACCUCUGUUUGUCCCAUUUCAGGAAAAAAUGGACUGACAGCAUAAGAUGAAAUAUUUCCAACUUAAUCCAAGUGAUGUUUAGUUGAUUGGGUCUAUUUCUCUUUGACAUUUAUGACAGCGUUUCUGUCUUUCUUGUGUGAAAAGUGGGGAGAAUCUGUGAAAGUCCGCAGUGUAAACUAGCUAAAGGGCUUUCUGUGAGAGCAUUUAUGUCUUUUAAAAUGGAAAACAGAAAAAAAGUCAUUUGGAGAUAUUUAGAAAGAAAAAUGCCUUCUUGUGCCAUUCUAGACAAAAGUGUGAAAGCUUUUUGUGGCAAAUAUUUGUCAGCAAGCGUGCCAAAUAAUUCCAUACUGAGCCAAAAGGCAGCCAGCCUGCAUCGCUGUUAGAUCGCUGGGAUGGCCACGUCCCAUUUCCACCCCCCUGGAACACAUCACUCUAACCGUACGAAGUUUGAGCUCAUGCCGUCUUUGUUAUGCUGCCAGUCUGUUUUCUGCUUUUGUCAGAAACAUCCCAGAAGCAGUAUAUUUUCUACACGAUACACUGUUGACUUAAAAAGAAAGACAACAGCCUCUGUGGUGAGGGAAUGAGAGGAAUUUAAGUGUCAUUGUUUUUAUUAGUUUCUUUGAACAUUAUUCAUUAAUAGAUUUAACGGUAAUGACUAUUUAAUGUAAAAUGUAGUAAUGUGUUUGUAAAAGAAAUUCAGUGAGUUGUGUUUUAUGACUCGUGGACUACCAGUGAAGUCAGCAUUUCAGUGUUAAUAAUUGAAUUGUUUUUUAAAGAUUAUUUUUGCGACGGCAACAAAGAGUCAUUAUAAAUGUUCAUUUUAACACCA